AUGAGCGAUGAAUUUACAUGUUUCUUUUAUGGUACACUUAUAUUCCCACAAAUAUUAAAACGUGUUUUAGAGAAUGGAAGAAGCAACACAGAAAAACCUAUUAAUAUCAAAAAAAGAGUUUCCGCGGUAUUAAAGGGUUAUAAACGACAUAAAGUUAUUGGAGCAGUUUAUCCCGCUAUUUUAAAGGGAGAUGAUUUAAAAGAUGAGAUAAAUGGUAUUUUACUUGAAGGUUUAUCAUCGCAAGAUAUAGCUAGGUUAGAUAACUUUGAGGGUUCUGUAAGUGUACAUAGAAGCAAUGACUUAUGUUUGGAAAGAUUCCCCUACCUUGCUACAUGA
This is a messenger RNA of Funneliformis geosporum, 336 nucleotides long. NCBI's taxonomy places the organism in Eukaryota, Fungi, Glomeromycota, Glomeromycetes, Glomerales, Glomeraceae. The record is from the annotation of a GenBank genome assembly.